Molecule: messenger RNA, 2737 nt
Organism: Anolis carolinensis (green anole)
Lineage: Eukaryota; Metazoa; Chordata; Lepidosauria; Squamata; Anolidae
Gene: tgds
Product: TDP-glucose 4,6-dehydratase
Exons: 12
Coding region: 84-1142 (352 amino acids)
Biological process (GO): nucleotide-sugar metabolic process
Molecular function (GO): dTDP-glucose 4,6-dehydratase activity
Source: RefSeq, a predicted model, not a curated record
GGCUAAGCGGAUGAGGCGGAGUCAGCGGCGAGAACGGAAGUGACGUGUGAAGGUGGGCGGGCCCCCUCCAGCUGUCUGGAAGAAUGUCUGCGGGGCAAAGUGGUGGCGGGAGUGCGCUCUUCGCCAAGCGGGUCCUGGUGACAGGCGGCGCCGGCUUCAUUGCAUCUCAUGUGGUGGUUUCUCUUGUCGAAAAGUAUCCAAACUAUAUGAUCAUCAAUCUUGAUAAGCUGGACUAUUGUGCACACUUAAAAAACCUAGAGACUGUUUCUGAGAAACAUAACUACAAGUUUGUUCAGGGGGAUAUCUGUGAGCUGAAUUUCAUAAAAGAAUUAUUUGAGACUGAGAAAAUUGAUAUAGUAUUACAUUUUGCAGCGCAAACACACGUGGAUGCUUCCUUUUUGCACAGUCUUGAAUUCAACUAUGUUAAUAUUUACGGGACUUACAUUCUUGUUGGUGCUGCUUAUGAGGCUAAAGUGGAGAAAUUCAUAUAUGUCAGUACCGAUGAAGUUUAUGGGGGAAGUUGUGAUCAGGAAUUUGAUGAAUUGUCACCCAAAAAGCCUACAAAUCCUUAUGCGUCAUCUAAGGCAAUUGCUGAAUGCUUUGUCCAAUCCUAUUGGGAAAAAUACAAGUUUCCAGUCAUUAUCACACGGAGCAGCAAUGUUUAUGGACCUCACCAAUUUCCAGAAAAGGUUAUCCCGAAGUUUAUUUCACUCUUACAGCAGAACAGGAAAUGUUGCAUUCAUGGCUCUGGACUUCAGAGAAGAAAUUUCCUUUAUGCUAGUGAUGCAGCAGAUGCGUUUCUUACUAUAUUGAAGAAGGGACAGCCUGGUGAAAUUUAUAAUAUUGGGACCAACUCUGAGAUAUCUAUUACGCAACUUGCAAAGGAAUUAAUUCAUCUAAUAAAAAAUACUGGUUCAGAUGCUGAGACAGAGUAUUGGAUAGAUUAUGUUGAAGACAGACCUACAAAUGACUUGGGAUACCCAAUGAACUCUGGAAAAAUGUACGACUUGGGAUGGAGGCCUAAAGUACCUUGGAAAGAAGGAAUAAAGAAAACAAUUGAAUGGUAUCAAGAGAAUUUCUACAAUUGGAAGAAUGCUGAGAAAGCUUUGGAGCCCUUUCCUGUUCCUGAGAAAUCUGUAUGAUUUAAUCUCCAACAAAACUGGGGGGAAAGGAAGUGAAGAAAACUUCUACCUCAAGACCAUAUUCUACCUCAAGACCACAUUAAGAACAGUCUACUUAAGUAGCUGAAGUGAAUGUGCUUUGUUUUUCAAGAAAUGUGAAAUAUCAGGGUCAAGGAAGAAGAUAGAAUGAAACUCUAGAACUCUAAUCUUAAUCCUUUUUGGGGCCCAACUUAAUUUAAUCAACGUUCCAGUGCAAUAUCCAACUCGAAUGAUUUUUAAAAAUAAAUAAUGGGAUUAAAGCAAUUUUUCAAUUAAACACAUUUGUUUAAUAUAGCAAUUUUAUAUUAUGUAUUAACUUUUUAAAAAUCUAGGCAGCAAUUUUUUCACUGAGGUGUAUUUUCUGCAGCUCAUGGCUUUAUACAUGAGAGCAAGGGCUGUUUUUCCAAUCACUUAGAAGUCAUUGCUUGAUCCUCUGUUUAGAAACACUUUCUAUGCUGCUGUGUAAUCUGAAUUUCAACUGUCUGAAGAAAAGAUGCAGUAUUGAACUUGAGAGUAUAGGUGGGGAACUUGGCAGAGUUCCCCAAAUGCCAAAUACGUGUCUAUUUUACUUGCUGGAAUAACAUACUUAUUUCAAUCAAAUAAAUUUGAUUUGCCUUCCCUUUGUUUCACAAAGCAUUUUUAAUUCUAUAAAUCUGUUAACAGUGCAGACAUAUAGGCUCCCAUAAAUACAGAUAUAUAACACAUGAUGCUUUUUCUGAGUUACUUUAAAACUGGAAUUGAAGCAGUCUCUUGGAAAGGCAGAGGGCUUUGGUUUGGAGCAGCAUGGCUGUAUCUUGUAUUCCGGUCUCCUUCCAUUUUCAGUUCUGUCCAAAUAGCAACUGGAGGAUCUGAAGGAAAUGUAAGAAUAGAAUAAAAUCAGCCCUAGGUUAGCUUCACUAGGAUUCUAUGGUAACUUCCAGGACAAGCAUACCACAGAAUUGCUUGGAGGACGAUUCCUAUUUUUUAGUAGAAGCAACAACCACAUGACAGUAUAGUAGCACAAACUCUCCUGACAGUCCUUUUAGUAGAUGUUUAGAAUCUAAAACUAAUAAGCGCAGUUGUGGCAUAUCAAAGGAUCAUGUUGUUGACUCAGGAUAUUGGGCUAUACAUAUAAUUUCUAAAAUGAAAAAUAUGAAAGCAUUAUUUUUCUUGUUGCAUUUUAAGAUUAUGGCACUUCUUAGAACAGGUUUAUCAGCUUAGUCCAUGAAGUGCAUGUGGAUUUACUCUUUCCAUGAAUUGCAUAGGGCUUCGUUAGAAUCAAAGUUCUGAUUGCACCAUUGGACAAUGCCCUAACUCAGAAAAUAUGCAUUUGCUGUUGGAAUAGUCACUGAGCUGGCUCAGUGACAUUAAUGGAUAACCAGCUUGGUCUUUAACAUGCUGCAAUAUAGUUUUGUUUUUGUUUUUAAAUUCCUUCAUCAAUAAUGUCCUGUCAGCUUUUUCACAACAUAGUGGAAGUAUUUUUCCCUUUUAAAAACAACAAGAAGGCUUUUAAGAAUGGGAGUUGCAUCAUUCAUAAACCCAUUGUCAAGUUAUAUGCAAUGUACAAUGAUUGCUGAAAUAAAAUUAUUUGAAAACUU